This is a messenger RNA of Sitophilus oryzae (rice weevil), 943 nucleotides long. Its product is annotated as protein takeout-like. The coding region runs from base 116 to 874 and encodes 252 amino acids. The record is from RefSeq and is a predicted model, not a curated record. The transcript has 6 exons. Lineage: Eukaryota; Metazoa; Arthropoda; Insecta; Coleoptera; Curculionidae.
UGCCUUAUUUCUGCGCAAGUAUUAAUUAGCUGGGCUCUGAUUGAUAUUAUAAGCGGCACCGGCAAAUGCAGUUUAGUGAUAGCCCUAGUGAUCUCUUCAUCAUAUACUCAUCACAAUGAGUCUCAAUAUACUCCUGAGUAUUUUAUUUCUUGAUCUGGUAUGGUGUAAAGUACAAUUAAUUCAUGAAUUGCCGUCGUAUUUUCCACAAUGCUACAGAAAUGAUCCAGAUCUGAACCAGUGUCUUUUGAAAGCUACCGAAUCAGUUCGACCAUACAUGAAACAAGGUAUACCGGAACUUCGAAUCCCUUCAUUCGAACCAUUUUCAGUUCCCGAAAUUGUUCUGGAGCAAGGAACACAGUCUUUGAAUUUCAAAGCCGUUCUGAAAAACGUCGUCAUUCAUGGAAUAACAAAUUAUCACUUUACUCGUUUUGACUUUGACGUGCCAAAUCUACAGUUCUUCUGUGAUGCUGAUAUUGAUAAUCUGGAGCUAGAUGGAGAUUAUACUGUUCAUGGAAAAGUUUUAGUAGCGCCAAUCGAAGGCAAAGGAAGAUUCACAGUUCACGUAGAUCAUUGCAGUAUAAAGCUUAUACAAACAUAUCAUGAAGUUGAGAAAGACAAUGAUAUAUAUCUACUACCUCUAAAAUCAAACACCUCCAUUACUGUUAGUGGGCCUCGAACAAAACUCGACGGUCUAUUUGAUGAGAAUAGUAACUUAGGUGAGGUAACGAAUAAAGCUAUAAAUGACAAUAUCGACGAAUUAUUCUCCGAGCUGAAACCAGUCAUCGAACAAACCAUAAGCAAGAUUAUGGAAGAUGUGCUAUUGAAAUCGCUCAUGGGAAGGGUUCCAUAUAAUAAAUUAUAUCCAUUUAAAUAAAGGUUUCACUAGACUUAUGAAGAAUAUGUAAUUUAAAUAAUUCAAUAAAUUAUAUUUUGUGAGUAAAUA